AUGUCAACAGAAAAUGAUAUCGAGAAGAUUGACCAAAUGGUGAAAGAUGAAAUUAAGACAUCGUUUAAUCAUCAAUGCUAUCAAUCAACUGAACAGAAAGAAUUGAUGAAGCGAUUCUAUGCUGAAGAUCCGGCGAUUGAGACAGAUAUCAUCAAAUAUCAUGAUCAUACCAAAAAUGAAGUCUUAGAUGAAAUGAUUAUAUUGAUGAAUACAAAUGUCACCAAUGUGGUCCAAAGACGUAUGAAUAUACAAUCAUGUCUCGAAAAGAUCGCAGAAGAUUUGGUCAAUCACAAUAAUGAAUUAACUACGGUGAAGGCAUGUAUCCAUAAUUUGGAAAAACAAAUGAAUGAAAUAAAGAUUGAAAACGAUCGAAGAGCAGCUGAAGUUGGUGAACGAAACAAAGAAAAGGGAUAUCUACAACAUCAAUGGGAACAAAUGGACGCUGAAAAAAAGACAUUAGAACAGAAGAUCGAACGAGAGAGUCAAACAAAUAUCAGUGAUCAAGAGAAGAUUCAAAAAUAUAUCAAUGGAUUACAAACGGAGUCAAUCACUGGUACUUCUGUUGUUAUUGCUGACCGCCACAGUGAGAGUGAUGAAACUCAAGAGGCUCAACGGCUGCUGAAAGUUCUGCAAUGUUUUGAAGAAAACAAUUUAGAGAUUGAAAAACAAUUAACAAAAUUUCAGAAGAUGAAGUCAGUGAAAGAAGACACGAUUCAAGAAUAUACAAAAGCAGAGAUAGAAAUUGAAGCCGAAGAAAAAUUGUUAACGGAUAUAAAUAACAAUAUCAAAGAGAAAAAAGCAGAAUUAAAUGAUUUAUUGGCCUAA
Messenger RNA from Rotaria sp. Silwood2, 825 nucleotides. The record is from the annotation of a GenBank genome assembly. Lineage: Eukaryota; Metazoa; Rotifera; Eurotatoria; Philodinida; Philodinidae.